AUGAAGUACCAUCCCGCUUCUGGUGGGUUCUGGGCGUUCCUGGCCAUCGCCUGUUUCGCCGUCUUGUCCAACUGCUUGCACCUUGGGGAUCAAGUUUUGGUUUUAAGACCUUCCUACCGUUCACGAGUUCUUGACCGUUCCAUGCUUCUCUUGGCUGCCUCUGCACCAGAUGAUGAGAACGACUCCCCGGCUGCGUAUGACUUUGGUAACCCAGACGACUCCACCGCACCUACUGCUGCCUAUCCUUUGCCUACUUCCACAGCUGAUAUCGAUGACGAGCCGUCUUACAACCCCUAUCCGGCUCCGACCAGUCAUUCGUUGACUGCCACGACCAAGCCCAGAUCGCCCGGAAUCAGCAAUGGCUCGGAGAUAGAAUCUACAUCUACUGCUGUCACACAAGAGCCAUCAACUGGAGAGGCACUAUCAUCAAACACCACUACGCUAUUUGACUCUAGCGCAGACCCUGCUUCGCAAACGGAUGCGCAUGGAGACGAGACUGUCACUGUGACGGUCACAAACUUCGUCUCGAGCGAACCGACUAGCACAGGAGCAGCAAUUACCUCUCCCCCUUCAAGCUCACAUGCCUCUUUUAACGCAUCUACCUCCUCGACAGUGUCAGAUAGCUAUGUCUCUGUUAUCACAAUCACGUCUCUCCAGACGAUCACGUUGUCCAUCGAUCGCACUUUCUCUAACGCAGAGCAGACGUCAAGCCUUUCAGGAUCGCAGGUAAAUACUACAUCAACUGUCAAAACUACAUCGAGCCAGACCUCUACGUCUGCGGGCCCUGUUACCUCCUCCGCAGCCAGCAUCAUCACCAUCACGCGGACGGAGGCUCACGCAGGCAUGUCAAAGACCACUGGAGAUGCAACUGAUCCAGUUACGUCCAAGGAAAUUGCCACUUCCACCAUCGAAUGGCCCACUCCAAUCUCUCGCAUCCCCCCCUUCUCUGCUUCGUUCAAUCUAUCAUCUGUCACAGGACCAGCGCUGAACUCCGAUGCCAGCGGUGCAGUGACCUCGCUUCAAUCUAUUUCCCCAUCAGGUACUACACACACGGUGUCUGAAAACAUCACUGUCACUUUGACCGACCGGCCAGGGACAAGAUCGUGGGAGGCGGAUACCACUCGCACAGAAGUUCCAACCAACACUAGGAGCAUCAACGCUACAAGUGUAGCCUCGGGCACACAAAGCACUGGCACUAUGUCUCCCUUGUCGGAUCUGCCGAGCAGUCUCAACAGUACAACAUCUACAGCCAAUUCUACUGUUUCUGAGACGCCUGUUGUGAGCGUCUCCACGCAUUUUGUUACCAUCACUGUGUAUCCUACGCCCCCGGAGACAACAGCUUCGACCCAUGAGACCUCGGUGACUCUGCACAGCAGCAGCACUACAACUUUGACUGUCACCCCUUAUCCUUGGAGCAACGCCAGCUCAUCGGCGUUUCCCACGACGGGAGGUUUUUCAACGCGGUUGGAGCACCAGUCUUUCAACGGUUUCUGCAACCUCCAGCGUGAUUGGAACGGUUCUGAAUACCACCACCUGGGCUUCGACCGAUGGCACUCGGCCAACAUAUGUCAAUACUACUUGCGAGCACACCCAAAUUGGUUCAAAAUCUGCGUAUGCGACCAACCAAAGCACUGCAACUUCGUCCAGUUCUGCUGGCACCAGCUCGAAUGCAACGGUGACAGUGACAGUGACAUAUCCCGCCCCAUCAACCUUCGGAACCACGGUCUCGCCUACCUCAUCCGCCGAAGACGAUUGGACUUCGGCCUAUCCUUCGCCUUCUGGGAAGAGAAUGCCUGGCAGCCCUAG
Messenger RNA from Cordyceps fumosorosea ARSEF 2679, 1806 nucleotides. RefSeq lists its product as hypothetical. Bases 1 to 1806 code for a protein of 601 amino acids. The record is from RefSeq and is a predicted model, not a curated record. Lineage: Eukaryota; Fungi; Ascomycota; Sordariomycetes; Hypocreales; Cordycipitaceae. The transcript has 4 exons.